Molecule: messenger RNA, 666 nt
Organism: Aspergillus piperis CBS 112811
Lineage: Eukaryota; Fungi; Ascomycota; Eurotiomycetes; Eurotiales; Aspergillaceae
Product: glutathione S-transferase family protein
Exons: 2
Coding region: 1-666 (221 amino acids)
Source: RefSeq, a predicted model, not a curated record
AUGCAACCCCUCCUCCUCCACGCACACGCCACGGGCCCCAACCCCAUCAAAAUCGCCAUCGCCCUCGAAGCCCUGCAGGUUCCCUACAACGUCAAACUAUGGGAAUUCGGCGACGACCGAGAAAAGGGUGUCAAGGGUGAAGUCUUCCUCAAGAUCAACGAGAACGGCCGUGUACCAGCCCUUGAAGAUCCCAACACCGGUGUGGUGUCCUGGGAAUCGGGCGCUGUUUUGAACUAUGUCCGACGAAUCUAUGACAAGGACAAUCUUCUGGGACCGAAGGGGUCAGAGCAGGAUAGAGUGGACUUCGAAAAGUGGGAAUACUUUUUGCUUUCGACGCUCGGGCCGAUGACGGGGCAGACGAAUUGGUAUAGGCACUACAAUGGAACCAAGAACGAGGACGCCCUGCAACGGUAUGCGGCGCAGACAGAGCGAUGCUAUGGUGUGCUGGAGGGCCAGCUGAAGAAGUCCGGCGGGCAGAGUGUCUUGCCUGGACGGAUUACAGCCGUUGACUACCACUUUGAGCCUUGGGUGCGAGAAUUUGAUUUUGCCGGACUGUCGCUGGAGAAGUACCCUCUUAUUACGCAGUGGUUGCGGGUGAUGACUGGUCGGAAGGAGGUUCAGCAGGCUUAUAUCAAGAUCCAAGGGGCUGCGCCGGAGUUUAACUAA